UCAAAUAGGAGAAAAGAGGAAGAUAAAGUGGAUUAUUCGUGCAUUGUUUAGCAUAGCAAUCAAAACAGUGUGUUGUAGCAUUUUUCUUAUUUUGGGCGACAAAAAACAAAUAUUGGUACUAUUGCAAAACAUUUGCCAAAAUGGAUAAUUUCUGCCGUCUUUGUCGUCGAAACGGAGAUUUCGAGUCGGUGUCCAUUCUCGACUCGUCUCACGGUGGGGAGAUAAUUGCUGUAAUUAUGCAAAAUUGCCUUCAGCUUCAGAUAGUGCCGGAUGAUGGCUUGCCCCAGCAAAUUUGCAAUCUCUGCCAGGCGCAGCUGGAAAUGUUCUAUUUGCUGCGCAAGAUAAGCUUCAACUCGGAACGUUACUUCCAGCAAUUGCUUCAGCAAAAUAAACAAAAUUCUCCGCCAAUGAAUAAUAUCGCCCAAGGGAUGCAACAUAGUCGAGAAUUAGACGAUUUCAUCGAUGUUGAUACAGCACAGCAAAUGAAUUUACCAGAAGUUAAAAGUGAACCUGCUGAUUUCAUCCAUGAGCCGCAAUCACAGCUGUCAUUCUCAGUCAACAGCAGUUAUCUACAUCAGGAAAUUGACCAUACGGAAGUUAAAGUUGAACCCACCGAAAUCAAUGAGGAACCAGUGCAUUAUCAGCCGUCGUUUGAAGAAGUUUGCGAAACACAUCAGAAACCAGAGUCAGCUCUUGCCUCAAACAGUAAUACCUGGGGCCGAGUAGAAAUGAACAUGCCACAAGGCAAGCAUCAACCACAGGAGCGCUAUUCAUGUGCCGAAUGCGGUUAUCACUCGCAAUAUAAAGCCAACCUGUACCGCCAUAUUAGGCUUCGACAGCACAGCAUGUUGCACACAUCUUCGCAGCAAAAAGAUAUCCUGAAAAUACGUCAAAGAAGAAGACUCACACUGGAUGAAAUACUGGCCAAUAGUAACGCAAGCGAAAUGAAAGUUUAUACUUGCAAUGUCUGUGGUUAUACGACUGCGUUCAAAGGAAACGCAGAUCGACACCAACGCAGUCAAAACCAUCACGGAAUUGACGUCAGUAUCUAUGGGAGAAACCGUUCCAAAAUUGACUGCCUGAUGAGUCAACGAUUAAAAUACGCACCCGAUGGUAACUACCAGCCCACUAUAAGCACAAACCCGCAUGCGAUGCAUCCGCAAGCCGAAUCGUCCAACCAACAGCAACAUUGCUUGAAUCAAGCAGAACGUGAGCUGCUGCAGGAAAUUAGGGAGGAAUUCAUGAAAAUAAACGCCUGUAAUAGCAGCGGAAUGGAUUUGUUCGAAUAGCAGUUUUAUCCCUGCGUUUAGAAAGUGUAUGAUUGGUUGCAUUUGUUUUCCCUCUAAGGGUUAGAAAAUACUUACAGUCGCUUUGAUUCAGCUAUUUAGCAAAGAAUCAAAUAAAAAAUGAUCUAAACUCUUUAUUCUAUUAUAACUGAAUCCAUUCAUAGAAGUGGCAUAACAGCCAUCAAUGUAAAGUACGCAGCCAUUUAACCCAUGAAAAGUGUAUCCAGUGUGGUCACCUUGGCAACCACGUGCGUUGUUUAGACCGACAUUGAAAAUAAAGAACGACGGUAGUGUACAUUUUAAAUUAGUUUUUUUUUCUUCCUAUCAAAUAAAAUAAUGUCACAAAACCUAAACUCCGACGAGACGACUGCAUCCGAGCAGGUUCCAUCUGCCAAGCUACUGGAACGUUUGCUAAGUGGUAAAACAAAAAUGAAAGAAAAUCGAUGGGAUCGUAUCAGGCGGAAGCACUUGAACAACAUCACUGUUACAUCGAAGACGGUCAAACGAUUCUUCAAUAUGAAUUUCGUUGACGAAAAUCAAAUGAAGAUUCUAAGCGGGGAUGGCAGAACACAGAAAACCGCACUCAAUCCGGUUCUCGUAAUGGAUAUCAGACAUGAGAUGAUCAAACGCAAACCGAAAGGAAGUCAGGACAAAGCGCCGCUAAAUCCUGUGCGAGCAUACCAGCAGGAGCAACUAGAAAACCAUAAGAGGACAAUUGAAUCAACGUUAUUUGAGAAUGAGCUUAAUAAGUUUCGUAAAGAGAUUACCAACGGAGGAACAAAUGGAAAAAAGUCGCAAAUCAGCGAACAAAAGAAAAGCUUUUUACUCAUCGAUUUACCUAAGAUUGAUAACAGUGUUAUUUAUGAGAGCUUGCAAGAGUGUGAAAAGUUCACCAACAAUUUUUAUCAAACUGCGAUACAUGGAAGAGAAGCAUUGGUUAGACAAUGUCGAAUGGAAGACAUUAGGAUUUUCAAAGAACCGGCAACCAUAGAGGAAAUCCAAGAUGAAACUGAAAACGCCAAUAAUGAUGAGAUUGCAAUCAAUGAAGGUUAUCAAAAUGAGAAUGGAAAAAAUGAAGACGAAGAUAGUAAGACUGUACGAUUCGGAGACACCCAAUUGAUCACCUAUCCUGCAGAAGAAUCGUCUUUCUCCCUCGAUGGGUCGGAUUACGAUUUCGACGAUAACGAGUUAUUUUUGGAAUCACUCGAUUCCGAUCUUGAUGAGUUUGAUGAGGCUGAAUUUUUAUCCAUCGAUAGUAUUUCAGAACCGGCUAACGAUGAUGAUGCGCAAACAAUAUUUCACACUGAUUCUGGUAAUUUUUACUUCACAAUAACUCCUGUUGACGAAUCCAGUAGAUCAUCCAAAAAUAACAGCAACGAUUUUAGAAAAGAAAAACUCACGUAUAACUACGACUCGCCUGAAAUAACCGAGGAACCGAUUUUACCAUUAGAGAAAAGUGAUCUGAUUAUGGGUAAACGAUGUGAAAUUGAGGGAAAAGACUAUAGUAAACUAUGUGUUAAAAACUACAAACCAGACAACCAAACACUGAACGACGAUAAAAUUGAAAUUUCUGAAGAAGCACGCAAAGUAAUAAGUGCUGCUUUGAAAGAAGGUUUUAUACAAAACUACGACCAUGCACUGUUGAAACAAUACUUUUUCAAGUGGUUACAGUUCACAAUUCUAGAAAAGAUUUCCAAGGGCACUGGAAUUACAACAACACGCGAGCAGAAAUUGAAACGUAUUAACGACUUUAUCAACAACGUUCGGGCUAACAAAAAGAAAAAUUCGAAACCAGCGAUUCCCAAUACACAAACAAUUCACGUAAAAAAAGAUUAUGAACAUCGCCUGAAGGUUCAGCAGGACAUUAUAGAACUUCAAAAACUAAAGCUAGAACGACAAGAACGCAUCAUCACCGAAUUGAAAUUGUCAAAGUUCUCUGAGGCGGCAAAACUCUCCAAGAUGGAGAUACAAUCCGAGCUGCACAAAACAAUACGAACAGGUCACGUGCGUCUGCGCGCCAAAGCAAAGUGCAUCCGAAUUGUCGGAAACAUGAAAAACGACUCGGUUAAAGCUGACGAACUUCGGAAGCUGCAAGCACAAGGUUUGAUGAUACCCAAGUUCUUGGCCAAGAUGCAACAGCGCGCUCUGGAUCGUAGCCAGCGCCACCAGGAAGCUAAGGAGCGUCGCACGCGUCUAGAGAGGGAAAGAGAAGAGACUAAAAUGGCAGCAGAAGAGGCAAAACGGCUGGAGGAUGAGGAAGCACGUAAAAAACGUUACCGAGAAAUGCGUGAGAAGCGGAAACUAGAGAAACUACAGAAGAUAAUACGCGAGCAGGAACGGCAAGCUUGGAUAGCUAACAACCAGAUUGCCAAAGAAUUUCGUUUGCUGAAGCUCAAACGUUUCGGUAUGUUGACGUUCAAGCUAUUACUUGGAAUUAGGCGAGAUAAUGAACGUCGUGCAAUAGCAGCUCGUAGAAGGUACUACAAGAAGAAAUACUUUCGCAAAUGGUGGGGUUUAACUAACUCACUGUGGGAAAGUAAAAAGCAGAGGGCAGAUCAGCUAGCACAUGCAAAGCUGAUGCAGAUUGGAAUGAAUUACUGGAAAGAGUAUUGUCACGAGCAGCGCAAAAAAAUGCAGGUAGCCGUCGAUUGGUACGAGGUGCGCCUCUCAGAAAUGGUUGUAUCAACAUGGAUCGGACGCACCAAGCAGGCGCUGCUGAUACUACAAGGCAAAAUGUCCCAUGCGUCGGCUCAUUAUGAAUGGCAACUUAAGUGGAAAGUUUUCGAACGCUGGCAAAGACUGCACAUCAUUCUGAAGAUUGAAAAAGAGACUGAACAACGCCGACAGCGCUGGCGGAUGAAGAUCUGGGAAUUACUACCAGACUACAAACCGAUUGAGGAAGAACUCUAAUAUCUAAUGCUAACAAAGUCUGAAUUUUAGAAGUUUUUAACACUUGAAUAACUUUUUCGUAGCUCAAUAUUAAGGAUAACUUUGUAUAUCCGGUGUAUUCUUUAUUUUAGCGAAUUAAAAUGAUGACACCAGUUCUUAUUCAACCGGGCCAAGCAUGAAUUGCAGGAAUUGUGAUACUCACGUGAAAAAAGAAACAUCUCACGUGCGCGGUUUUCGAUAGU
Wyeomyia smithii (pitcher-plant mosquito) is the source of this 4417-nucleotide messenger RNA. RefSeq names its product calponin homology domain-containing protein DDB_G0272472. The record is from RefSeq and is a predicted model, not a curated record. Gene Ontology annotation, molecular function: phosphatase binding. Bases 1623 to 4196 code for a protein of 857 amino acids. The transcript is spliced from 5 exons. Lineage: Eukaryota; Metazoa; Arthropoda; Insecta; Diptera; Culicidae.